AUGCCUUUCAUAAUAAAACGAAUUUUGUUUUAUCCGAAAAAGAGCGUGAUGGAAAUAGGCAGUCCAUCGGCAUACAGGCCAUACAUACAUGAGAGCGGAAUACCAGACAGCGAGGUUAUUUUGUUCACAGAGAACAAGGCACGGGAACUGGUGGCAGGGGGAACGACUAUCACCAAGGAAAUGCUCGAUGCCAUGGAAUUUUCGAGUUCUUCGUCAGAGGAGUUUACGGAGGAUAACCAGGAAUUGAUAGAAGGGAAAAAGGCAGUCUCGGAAAAUAUCGAUAAAAUAGUUGCGGAUGAGUUUAAGGCGAAUUUGCACAGUGAUGAGGGCGAGAGCACAGAGGAGAAUUCUGAUGAGUUUAACAGAGAGACAUCUGGCGAUAUGGAGAAGCAGUUGAGCGAGCGGUUGGAAGGUGUGGUGAAAAUUGAUGAUGGAGCAAAGACAGAAGAGGAUGUAUCAUCCGUUGAUAAUGCUGCUGAGCAAGGAGAAAGUGUUGCUGCACCGGUAGCGAUUGAUGACCAGGUGGAUAAAGAACAGGAGAAGCCUGUCCAGCCUCCUGAUGCUGAGCCUGCUCAGGUCGAGUCUCUUGCUGAGAUCGAAGAUGCCUCGGUUACUUUAGACAUACCACAGGACAAAGCAGCAGAACAUAUCUACGUUUAUCAGCCAGCUGCGUUCGAAUCGCUUCCCGCAAAAGUUUUGCUUGAGCAAGUGAAGACCAAUUUUAAUGUGUGCUUUUUGGACCUUCACGAUGACAUUGUCACUCUCAACGACAAUUUCAAGAAAGAAUUUUACAAUAAAUUCAUGAAAAUUUUGGAGGACGAGAUCGCACAAAAGGAUUUGAGCGAUAAGUAUAUCAAGUCCCUGACAGACGUUAGAAAGAGCCUGAUGAGCAAGUAUGAGAAUGUUGUCAGGAAGGAUGUUGAUGUCCGGUACACAGUUGAUGAGAUACUUGCUAUAAAGGAGCGGACCGAAAUUCCCAUAAAUGUUGACAAGACAAUAUUCGCUGCUGCAGCCCGUCGUGAGCGCAGGGAAGAUUCGAUUUCUCUGUUUAGACUGGAGCUGAACAGAAUUGCCUGGACGAACAGCAAUAGCACCAUUGAGAGGAUAAAGAGACUGAAGGUUAAAAAGGACACAGAGAUCAAGAAGAUGGCCGAGGUGCUCUUCGAUAAAGCAAUUUCUGAGGAGGCUUUCUGCAAACUCUAUGCAUUCGUGGUGCAGAACCUGUACAAGACCUUUCGAAGCGAUGAGGAAAAGCGCAGGGGCGAUACGAAGAGCGUGUUUUUCAGCACUCUGAUCAAACUGUGCCAGAACAUCCUUCACAAUAAGGAAAAGUGGACCACUACACACGAUUUGAGUACGCUUUCCAUGGAAGAACGAAUUUCGAUGGAAGAAACGCUCGAAAAAGAAAAUAUAGAGAAGGAAAUCAAGAAAGGACGCAUGCUUGGCACUGUAAAAUUUAUCUCUCUGCUUUAUUCGUACACGAUUAUUGGUUUCAAGGGCAUCAGUCUGUGCAUAUCCUCAUUGUUAGAUCUUGACGACGAGCAAAAUGUUGAGACUCUGUGCGCGCUGCUCGGCAGCUGCGGUGAAAAGAUGGUCCAGUCCGGGAAGCAUGUGGAGCUUAUAAAUGUUAUGAACAUGCUAAAGCAGAAGCGGCAAUGGAGCAAUCGAAUCCGGUUCAUGGUGUGCGAUAUCUUGGAAAAGUGUGAUGGCUGGGUCAAAGAGAAGCGAAAGGACUCGCCGUUCAAGAAUUCGUUCUCUGCACUGAAAAACGAUAGAGGAUUUUUGAUGAACAAGGAGAAUGUUGAAAUCGCCAGAAAAGAGAACGAAAUGGUCGUUGAGCACAUAACGGCUCCUCCAAAGGAUGCUACUCCCGUGGCUAGCAACAGCGAAGGAAGAGAGAGUCGUCUGCUUGACAUGAUGGACGUGAUGGCCCGAAUAAUUGAGGAUGUUCCACAUGUAAAUGAUUACACCAGUUUGAUAAAUGAAAUGAAGGAGCGUACGAAAGAGGCUGAUCUGUCUCUGAUCCUUGAGUCGUAUUUCCUAAUAAUCAUAGAAAUUUAUGAGUCCUACGGCGAUUACCUCAAGCUUCUGAAGCUGUACCUAGCGGAUGUAAAAGCUGAUGAGCGCGUCGUCAACGAAAGCAUAGUCAGUGUAGAGAACAAGUUGGGUGAUAUAUCUGUGGAUUGCCCGUACGCGAAGAGCAAUUUCCAUUUUCUUUCCUAUUGCCUGGGCAGAUGGAUGAACUGCCAGAUAAAGGUGAGCGGAUACGACGAGGGCGAAAUGGAAAAGAAGUACGAAGGCCUGGCAUUUAAUUAAAAAUAAACCAACGACAUUCUCAACACGUUAUGGCAGCAUUCGCCAAAAAUUGCGUUUGCAUCCGUUUUAAAUUCAUUUAAGAAAAGAACCAUUCAAAUUCAUUCCAGCUAACGCCUACUGUCCAGCGCAGUACUCACAGCAAGCUCCUCUUCUUCUACCCGUUUACCUCUCUGGCAGCAGCCACGUGCCAAGAUGAUAAACAGCCGUGCUUUAACCGGAAAAAGCCGUGCAUGCCUGCAAUUUCGUUAUCAGCAUCUUUCUGUUGGUUGAAAGUGCGAGCUGGCGUACCAAGUUUUUCCAUGAACAGGACCAGCGGUCAUGGUUGGUGCCAACUGACCAAAAAGUACUUUCAUUCGUAUGGUGUUGCAGUAUGAGAGGAUAGAUAAACAACUUUUGUAAUAAAACUGACUGC
Vavraia culicis subsp. floridensis is the source of this 2728-nucleotide messenger RNA. RefSeq lists its product as uncharacterized. Gene Ontology annotation, molecular function: RNA binding; protein binding; translation initiation factor activity. The transcript has a single exon. The record is from RefSeq and is a predicted model, not a curated record. Lineage: Eukaryota; Fungi; Microsporidia; Pleistophoridae. The coding region runs from base 1 to 2316 and encodes 771 amino acids.